Messenger RNA from Penicillium taxi, 3621 nucleotides. RefSeq names its product ATP-dependent RNA helicase ECM16. NCBI's taxonomy places the organism in Eukaryota, Fungi, Ascomycota, Eurotiomycetes, Eurotiales, Aspergillaceae. Gene Ontology annotation, cellular component: nucleolus; intracellular anatomical structure. The transcript has 2 exons. The record is from RefSeq and is a predicted model, not a curated record. Gene Ontology annotation, biological process: maturation of SSU-rRNA from tricistronic rRNA transcript (SSU-rRNA, 5.8S rRNA, LSU-rRNA). Bases 1 to 3621 code for a protein of 1206 amino acids. Gene Ontology annotation, molecular function: ATP binding; ATP hydrolysis activity; RNA binding.
AUGCCGCAGCCAAAAUUCACGCCACGUUUGCGAAAGCAGAAACACCGGCGUCAGGAGCCUACUGAGCAUGUCGACACCAAUGUCGCGGAGCUAGCACCCGUUUCUAAAGAUGAGAAAGAGGCGAGGAGACAGAAGCUGCGCGAGGAGCUACAAGCUCAAAGCUCUAAUACGAAUGUGUCGUCGAAGAAGAAGAAGCGACUUGAUAAAUAUAUCGAGAACAAACUCAGGAAGGAAGAAAAUCUUGAACUGUUGAAGAAACUUGCUCAGUCAAAGGUGGACACAUCCAAUUUUAAGAGUUUCAAGGAUUUCAACGCUAAGAAAAGGCGCCGCGAUCGCGAUCACGAUACUAUUGCGGACAAUGAUGAGAGUGACGAUGAGGAUGCUGAUUUGAAGGCUUUUGAUCCCGCUACUGACCCCGAACCACUGGUUAAACCUCUUGCACCUGUUGGAAGUGGUUUGAAGCGGCCACUUGAGCUUGGGGCUGAUGGAUUCCCUGUCAUUAAGAAGCGGAAGCGCACUAACAAGAAACCGGCUCCGGCGCCUGUGAAGGAGGUUGCGUGGGAGGGUUUUGGAUCUGAUGAGGAAGAUGAGGAGGAGGAGGAGGAGGAGGAUGAAGAGGAUAAAGAAAACGAUCUUGAGGACGAUGAGGAUGAAGAUGAGGACGAUGAGGACGAUGAGGAUGAGGAAGAUGAGGAAGAUGAGGAAGAUGAGGAAGAUGAGGAAGAUGAGGAAGAUGAGGAAGAUGAGGAAGAUGAGGAAGAUGAGGAAGAUGAGGAAGAUGAGGACGAUGAUGGCGAAGAAAAAGUGAAAACUAUCAAGCCACGACAGUCCGCCUUCAAGUCUUGGGCUGUACAGCAGAUCAAUGAAGCUAUAGGCUUUAAGCCGACCACCGGCCCGAUGGUCAAUGAUCAUGAUCAUUCAUCUGCACCAAAACAGGAACCAAGGAAAAACGAGGAGGACCCUCUGCCCCAAGAGCUUCAGGUGACACAUGGGAAUCCGAACCGCAAAGCGUUCAGCGUUUCAGUUGAUCGCUCAGAGGAAAUCCAAACUGCCCGUCUCGGCCUCCCGGUUGUUGGCGAGGAGCAGAAGAUCAUGGAAGCAAUCCACAACAACUCAACAGUCGUCAUUUGGGGUGCUACCGGUAGUGGAAAGACAACUCAGUUACCGCAAUUCCUCUUUGAAUCUGGAUUUGGUAACCCAGACAGUCCGAAUCCAGGUCUCAUUGGUGUCACCCAACCCCGUCGAGUUGCCGCUGUGAGUAUGGCGAACCGUGUUUCUCAGGAGCUGGGCCAAUACUCCGAUAAAGUGUCUUAUCAGAUCCGAUUUGAGUCGACUGCUUCCAAGAACACCGCCAUCAAGUUCAUGACUGAUGGUAUUCUUCUGCGUGAAAUCGCGGAUGACUUUGCUCUCCGAAAGUAUUCUGUGAUCAUAAUCGACGAAGCCCACGAGCGAAGUGUGAACACCGAUAUUCUCAUCGGUAUGGUCAGCCGUAUCGUGGAGCUGCGCAAAUCUAUGAGCGAGGAAGACUCGUCCGUGACCCCACUGAAAGUUGUUAUCAUGUCUGCCACUCUACGAAUCUCGGACUUCACUGAGAAUUCAAGUCUGUUUCGCCAAGGGCCACCUCCUUUGGUUCAGGCAGAAGGUCGUCAAUAUCCCGUCUCUGUUCAUUUCGCUCGUCGUACGCACCGCGACUAUGUUGAGGAAGCUUUUCGAAAGGUCUCGCGAGGACACCGCAAGCUGCCACCCGGUGGAAUGCUUGUGUUCCUGACUGGACAAAAUGAGAUUCGACAGCUCUCGAAACGCUUGAAGCAGGCAUUUAAGCCCACCCAGCGAGCGGAUACAACGCAUGCCAAGGUGCAAAUCACAGCCAAUGAUGCACCCCUGGAAGCAGAAGAUAUGGAAUUCGGAGAGACGGAGAUGAACAACAUCGGCGGAGAUGACGACAGUGAUGUUGAAAUCACUGGACUGGAUGAUCCAGAGGACGACGAGGACUUUGACCUCGGCGAAGAAGCCAUGGACUCAUCUACUCGGGUCCACGUUUUACCGCUAUACUCUCAGCUCCCCACAAAAGAGCAGAUGAAAGUCUUUGAGCCAGCGCCGGAGAACUCGCGACUCAUCAUCCUAGCCACCAACGUCGCCGAAACCUCCCUCACUAUUCCUGGUAUCAAGUAUGUCUUCGACUGCGGACGAGCCAAAGAAAAGCAAUUCGACCUGUUUACCGGUGUCCAGAGCUUCCAGGUUGGCUGGAUUAGCAAAGCCAGUGCAAACCAGAGAGCUGGUCGUGCCGGUCGAACAGGCCCCGGUCACUGCUACAGAUUGUAUUCCUCGGCUGUAUACGAAGGCGACUUCGCUGAGUACACCGAGCCCGAAAUCCUGCGCACUCCUAUCGAGGGCGUUGUGCUUCAAAUGAAGAGCAUGGGUCUGCACAACGUGAUCAACUUCCCCUUCCCUACGCCCCCAAGCCGUCAGGGUCUGGCCAAGGCAGAGAAACUACUGAAGAACCUCGGCGCCCUCUCUGCCAACGGGCAAGUCACACCAAUUGGUCGCCGUCUCUCAACCUACCCCCUCUCUCCUCGAUUCGGCAAGAUGCUCUAUAUUGGUCACCAACACGGCUGCAUGCCCUAUGUCAUUGCCCUAGUCUCGGCACUAGCAGUUGGCGACCUCUUCGUCGCACCGACAGAACUGGAUCUUAGGACUACCUCCUCCAUCCUCAAAGCAAAGAAGAAUAAAGACGGCAGCGAUGACAGCGACGAAGAGAGGGUAGUCUACACCAACGAAGAUAGAAUAGAAGACACAGAGCGCGAACAACGCGGAAAGGACUACGCUCGUGUCCACCGUCUCCUCAGCAAGCAUGACGACACCUCCGACGCCCUCAAGUACCUCUCAGCAAUCUGCGCCUACGCCUAUGCAGCAGAUGGUGACGCCUUCAGCGCACAGAUGUUCCUCCGCGCAAAAGCAUUCAAAGAAGCAACCCAGCUACGCCGCCAACUAACAGACAUCGUACGCGCCAACAACCCAGGCCUAAUCGGCACCUACGAAGCACGCCUUCCCGAGCCCUUACCCAAACAGAUCAAAGCCCUGAAGCAGAUCAUCACAGCCGGCUUCAUAGACCACGUCGCUAUCCGCGCAGACACAGCCCCAGUCCCACCAGAGAUGCCGCGCGCUCCACGCCGCGCCAUCGACGUGCCCUACCUAACGCUCUUCCGAUCGCGCGAAGGUCCAGCACAGGAUAUCUCCGAGCGCGCCGUCUUCAUCCACCCCUCGUCCCUACUUGCCAAGCUCACGCCGAAGGAAAUGCCACAGUAUAUCAUAUACUCGCAUCUUCAGCAAUCGUCUGCAUCCGUAGUCUCGGACCAGACGCCCAAGAUUAGGAUGUUCCCGCUCGUUGCACCGAGCGGGCUACAGCUUGCUGCGCUUGCGCAUGACACGCCGCUUCUCGAUUACGGGAAGCCUAUUGGCAAAACGGAGACGCUAGAGGGGAUUCCGCAGCGGAGAUCUUGCUGGGUUAUUCCUUCUUUGGUUGGGGAUGCGGGUGGAACGGGCUGGCCGCUGCCUGCUAAGAAGGUUGUGCAGAGGAAGGAUGCUAAGGAUGGAUGGGUUAUUGAAAAGUUUGUUGCAUGA